Messenger RNA from Coccinella septempunctata (seven-spotted ladybird), 2050 nucleotides. RefSeq lists its product as uncharacterized. The transcript is spliced from 3 exons. The record is from RefSeq and is a predicted model, not a curated record. Bases 166 to 1185 code for a protein of 339 amino acids. NCBI's taxonomy places the organism in Eukaryota, Metazoa, Arthropoda, Insecta, Coleoptera, Coccinellidae.
CGUGGCCCCACUACCACGUGAAAUCUGCCAUGGUACAGAAUGGGGGACAAACAAACGAACGGGUUCAUAAGACUCUGGGUGAUCCCAACACCGUGCUGGAUUUCGUGCAAAAGUUGUAAGGUCGGUUCGAACGGUGUGCUGUGACUUGUGACCGUAAACAAUUCUAUGACCGACAUGUUCUCUUCCAACGUGUUGAUGGCAAUCAUAGCGCUCACCCUUUGCGCUAGCUGUGAAACCGACUCCUCACACAGCUCUGGAUCAGGUGGAGAUCGAUAUCCUAAGCGGAAGGAGACAGGAAUUUUGGGACGACCCCCAUCCAAAAUGGCAUUCUCCCAAGGCGUAGAUGCAACAGAUAGAACACAGCAAGGAUCGCCGGAGGGCGCUUUGACGAGAUUCCUAUCACGCAAGGACAACAGGAAGGAAGCGUCAGGUAAACGCAGGAACCGUCACUCAGGACACAUCAACAGGUUGAAGAGAAGCUACCACCCCUAUGAACCCGGUUACCCGAUCCAAUGGCCACAAUUCGAAGGGUUGAACACCUGGAGGGCCAGCUACUACCCCAUCCAAAGACCUUAUUUCGUGCCAAUGUACGGUUACGAAGGGGGGAUCCCCCUUUAUUGUCCACCCUGUAACUGCUACCACAACCCCGGUACACCUCAGCAUAACCCUAACAAACCCCCUUAUGUUGGUCCAACCUAUCUGCCACCCGUAACGACUGUGGCGCCUCCAGUCAAAAAUGGCACCACCAUGAUGCCUAUAGACAAUCGUUUCGGUGAAAACGACGACGAUGAGAGGCCUAUUUGGGACAACAACGGGGCUUACUACCCCAACAGGGCAUCAACAAGACCUCCAAUGGCGCCAACUAGAAAACCAGCCUCUGGUACAUCCACAGUACCUCCCUUAGUCCACAAAGAAAGUGAAACCCCGAAGAAUAUAAACCACAUGUCCAACAACGAUGAGAAUGAGGUGGCUACAGUCUCACCGUCCAUACCAAGACCGGAAGGUCCUAGCAAAUGCGUUUGGGCCAUUGUUUCUUGCUGCUCUACCUCGUCGAAAGAUAUAAGUUACGAAUGUUUCGACCAAUUGGGUUGUGGAGGUCCCUUCUGGGAUGUUAACCCUUGCGAUACGGAGUACGCGAAGGCUGCUAUUGAAACGGCCUUGAACUACUACAACACGAGGUUCUGAGGAAAAGAAGGUUAGGUUGCCCUUUGGUUCGAUUCAUCUGGAGGAAACACUGCCUAUGAAAGUGAUGUAGUGUGUAGAACAGGGUCAAGAUUGAAAUGGUGCUUCUUAGAUAUUUCGAAGCCAGUUGAAGACAACACACAAUGAAAUCUUCAAAAAUACGUUCAAGUUUUUGGUUUCAAAACUUCCAAACCAAGCAAUUCGUCUUGUUUCAUUAUGAUGAGUAUUUGAAUAGUAUUCGAUUCACAAGGUCAGAUUUUCAUAAGAUGUUUCCAGGUUAAGCACAUGACUCAACCCUUGAAUUUUUCUCAACGAAAUUCUGAAUUUCUACUGCAUAACUCUCGACCAAACCAAACCCCCAUAUUAUUGUAAAAAUAACACAAAGAUAAAAAAUAAUCAUAUACUAACAAUAAAGAAUGAAAACAGUCGAAUAAAUCUUUGUGCUUUGUGGAAUAAUCUUGAACUUCCUACGUAACAUGUGCCAAAAGUUUUGUUGAGUAUUAUAUUACAAUGGUUCACCCAAUCCCUACUUAGUUUUUUUUAUAAUAUCUAGUUUUGUAUAGAAAUGAACAUAGGUGUCUGUCUGGUAAAUUUAAUUGGCUUAAAUUUACUGUGACCAUUCUUCUACCAUUUUUGUAACAAAGUAUUCAUAGAUUUUGAGUAUUAAAAGUAUUUAUUUCUUCAGCUCUGAAAUGUGAUCUAGGUUUAGGAUGAUUUUUUUAAAAUUUAGUUAUUGUCAUCACAUAUCUAUUUAGAAGUAUAAGUAUUUAUAUUUUUCUAUUUGUCCAUAGUCUGUAUAGCAAUAAUGAAUAAUUUUUCAAAAAUUGAGAUAUCGUAAGAUAAGAAUAUAAAAAUAAAUAAAAAUUUU